UUCUCUGUAGUUCCUCCCACUCUAACCAGCUACCCAAAGGUUGUAGCAGUACCUCACCUCAGUUUUUAUCCACACUGCGCACUGGAUUGUUGCCCUGGAUUAAUGAUAAUUAUUUCAUUUUUCUUUUCUUGAGAGGGCAUUGGCGGAGAGUAUGUUUUGAUGCAGGAUGCUGUGGUCCUCUUGGGUCUGGCAAUAAGAGCACUAUACAUACAGGCAGCUGGAGUCAAAGGAAACCAGACACAGAGAAGUCCUGUAGGAGUGCAUGAUUAAGAAGCCAGGAAAAAACCUUGAUGGUCACUCCCUCCUCUGCCAGGAAGCACUUCAAUCGGGGCAGAGAUGGUUUUGCGAAUUGGAUUUAGGAUUUCUCAGAUCCUGAUCAUACUCGCACUCACACUAUCUGGCGAAAGAGCGGAUGCACAGAGAGCAGGCUGUAAAAAUGUCCAUUAUGACCUGGUGUUCAUUUUGGACACCUCUUCCAGCGUGGGUAAGGAUAACUUUGAGAAGAUCAGACAGUGGGUAGCCAACCUGGUGGAGUCCUUCGACGUUGGGCCCGAAAAGACGCGCGUGGCCGUGGUCCGCUACAGCGACAGGCCCACCAUCGAGUUCAACCUCGGGAGGCACAGGACACUGGAGGACGUCAAGAGGGCGGCCAGGAACAUCCGCUACCUGGGCGGCAACACCAUGACCGGCGACGCCAUCAGCUACACCACCAGAAACAUCUACACCGAGCUGGCCGGGGCCCGACCGAAGGCCCGAGGCAUCCAAAGGGUGGCCAUCUUGCUGACGGACGGCAGGAGCCAGGAUUUUGUCCUGGAGCCGUCCAGGGAGGCCCACCGGGCCGGGAUUAGAAUGUUCGCUGUGGGCAUCGGGGAGGCGCUCAAGGUGGAGCUGGAGGAGAUCGCCGCCGAGCCCAAGAACGCCCACGUCUUCCACGUGUCGGACUUCAACGCCAUUGACAAGAUACGGGGGAAGCUGAGGAGGAGGCUUUGUGAGAAUGUGCUCUGUCCAAACAUGAAGGUGCAGCCUGAUCGGUUUAAGCCCGACAGCACAAGCUCAGGUCUGGAAGAAGUCCCAGGAUUUGACCUCAUGGAGUUCUUUAACGUGAGAGACAUUUUGGGGACAAAGUUCGAAGAAGGCCAAAGCUCGUUUGUGCGACUUGGAACAAUGCCAAUUGUCCAGCAGACUGAAGAUGUUUUCCCUCAAGGUCUACCGGAUGAAUAUGCCUUUGUGACCACUUUCAAGUUCAGGAAGACCUCCAGACGGGAAGACUGGUACCUCUGGCAAAUAUUUGACAAAUAUGGUAUACCACAGGUGUCUAUCCGCCUGGAUGGGGAGAAUAAGGCUGUGGAAUACAAUGCGGUCGGUCUGACCAAGGAUGCCGUGAGAGCCGUCUUCAAAAACCCCGAGGUGGACAACCUGUUCGAUCGCAACUGGCACAAGAUCGCCCUCAGCGUGCAGGCCAAAUCAGUGGCCCUCUACCUGGACUGCAAGCACAUACAGACGCUGCCCAUCGAUGACAGGGAGGACAUCGACAUCCAAGGAAAGACCGUCAUCGGCAAGAGGUUAUACGACAGCGUGCCGAUUGAUUUUGACCUCCAGAGGAUGGUGAUCUACUGUGACUCGAAGCACGCCGAGCUGGAGACCUGCUGCGACCUCCCUACCGGUCCCUGCCCCAAGACGGUCGUGACCGAGGCACCCCCUGAUGAGAUCACCACUCCCACUCCCACUCCCAAGGAGCAGCAGACUGGCCCUAAAGAUGUGAACUGCUCUUGUCCUGCAGGAGAGAAGGGAGAGGCUGGUCUGCCUGGAACUGGAGGUCCCAGGGGUGAAAAGGGGGAUUCUGGGAUACAGGGCCCAAUGGGACCUCCGGGACUCAAAGGACAGAAGGGAGAUCCUGGCAAAGCCGUGUCUAUCAAAGGUGAUAGAGGUGAAAAGGGUGCAGAGGGCUCAAAAGGUGGAUCUGGAGAUAAAGGAGGAAAGGGGGAAAAGGGAUCAUAUGGGCUUCCUGGCCUGGUUGGAAAAAAAGGAGAGAGGGGAGAAACAGGUGAAGCAGGAAAAACAGGUGAAAGAGGGUUGGCCGGCCCCCUGGGACCAAAGGGGAUGCAAGGGGAUUCAGGACUUAAUGGGUUACCUGGUCCCAAAGGGGUGUCUGGUGAAAAAGGCUUUAAAGGAGAUAAAGGAGCAGCCGGAUUAAGGGGAGAACCUGGUCUGGAUGGAUUUCCUGGGAAGCCUGGUGUUCCGGGGAAGGACGGUAUACGAGGAGGCGUCGGGUUGCCAGGAGCUAGUGGUGCCAAAGGUGUAAAGGGAGAAAUUGGUCUACCUGGAUUACCUGGAGAUGUGGUGCAAAAAGAAGGCUUGAAAGGAGAGGCUGGACCCCCAGGUCCCCGUGGCCCCCCAGGGCCCAGCGGCUCCCCAGGACCAGUGGGUCCACCCGGUCCCCAAGGAAUACCCGGAGCGCCUGGUGAAUUUGGUCAGAGGGGUAAGAAAGGUGAAAAUGGACUACCCGGAGUGGAUGGUUUACCUGGACCACAAGGUCCUUCUGGACAAACUGGUCCUCCUGGAAAAACUGGCCCUCCUGGACUGCCCGGAGAAAUUGGAUUUUCAGGCAAACCUGGCGAGCAGGGAAAACCUGGUUUACCUGGUAAAGACGGGCUUGAUGGAUUCCCAGGAAAUGAUGGGGCAAAGGGGCCUCCAGGUGAACCAGGUUUAGAUGGAUUUCCUGGAAAACCCGGCCCUAAGGGCGCGGAUGGCACUGUUGGUCCCAGGGGACCUGCUGGGGAGAGGGGGGAGGCCGGACUGCCAGGACAGACGGGCGUCGCUGGGCCGAGAGGGGAGAAGGGCUCUCAGGGUGAACGAGGACGGGAAGGAUCUUUUGGGCCUAAAGGAGAUAGAGGUGACAAGGGUGACGUGGGGCCCAAGGGAUCGCCCGGACUCCCAGGAAAUGUUGUCAAUAUAAUCCCAGAGCCUGGCGAACCAGGGAAACCUGGAGAAAGAGGCGAGAAGGGAGACCAAGGGAAACCAGGAAACAUUGGUCCUAGGGGAUUGCCAGGUGAACAGGGUCACCGCGGUCCAUCCGGUCCACUGGGACCGAAGGGAGACGCAGGUGUCAAAGGAGAGACUGGGCGUGCUGGUGAUCCAGGUCCGCCGGGUCAGCAAGGCCAACUGGGUCCUCGCGGGUUGCCAGGCAACGUGGGAGUCCCUGGAAAAACAGGCCCCCCCGGACCAGUGGGGCCGAGAGGAGAAAAGGGAGAAACAGGCAAAGAAGGAAGUCCUGGUCCCCCAGGAACCCGCGGAGAGACGGGCGUGGCUGGAAUCCCUGGGUUACCGGGGAAAGGGAAGGACGGACAGCCUGGACCACCUGGAUCACAAGGACUGCCAGGACCUCAGGGCCCCAAGGGUCCCCCUGGAGCCCCAGGACUGCAGGGACUUCCAGGAGGCAGGGGUCCCCCUGGAGAGGGCACCACCGGACCCCCGGGACCUCCUGGACAAAAUGGUGAACCAGGUCCUAUGGGUGCUAGGGGUCUACCUGGUAUUGCUGGUCCUCAGGGACCUGCUGGACACAAUGGUUUACCAGGAAGGCCAGGAGAGAAGGGGACAACCGGAGAGCCGGGGAAAGCCGCUGACAUCUCACAGUUAGAUCUGAAGAAUGUGUGCUCAGACUGUCCACCGGGCCCUCCCGGAUCCCCCGGCAUGCCAGGGGUUCAAGGGGACAAAGGGCUUCCUGGAACCGCAGGAAAGGAUGGCCAAGAUGGGUUCCAGGGACCAACAGGGCCGACAGGCCCACCCGGACCACCUGGAGCCGAAGGAGCAAAGGGAGUAAAAGGUGAUCGAGGACAUCCUGGUACGCCUGGGGAGAAAGGUGAAAAGGGACAACCAGGAGCUCCUGGAUAUCCAGGAGCUGCAGGCAUGAUGGGUCAACCAGGUACUGAUGGUCAACCAGGACCGAUGGGCCCUCCAGGACCCUCUGGGGAGAAGGGCAAGGAGGGUUUGAAAGGGAUCCAGGGACCACCAGGUUUACCCGGUUUAAUGGGAAUGGCUGGAAAGAUGGGGAAAGAUGGUCGUCCAGGAGAGCCAGGGGAACCGGGUAAACAGGGUGAAGUAGGGCCCCCAGGCAGAGAUGGACUCAGAGGACUUCCUGGUUUUAAAGGCCAUAGAGGAGAACCUGGACCACCAGGAUCUAAGGGUGAAGAAGGGAAGCCUGGCCCCCCAGGAAGAGAGGGAAAGCUAGGAAAAGACGGUAAUCCUGGGCCCCCAGGACCAGAGGGUUUCAGGGGCCAAAGAGGAGAACCGGGCAACCCGGGUGAGCCUGGCCCAUCAGGAAAACCAGGAGCCCCUGGGAAUCCAGGCACGCAGGGGGUCAAAGGAGAGGUUGGAAGCCCUGGAUUACCAGGAUUCUCAGGUCCAAAGGGACCGUCGGGACCACCUGGUCCGAUUGGUCCAGAAGGAAAGCAAGGUACUCCUGGGAAACAAGGGGAGCGAGGUGCCAAAGGAGAAAGGGGUGAUUCAGGUAUCAAGGGAGACAAAGGGCCUACUGGGGACCCUGGACAACCAGGAACUCCUGGUGUUCCUGGUCGAAAAGGGCACACAGGCAUGAUGGGAAUGUCAGGGCCUCCUGGAGAACCAGGCCAAUCUGGGCUUCCCGGAGCACAAGGACCACCAGGCAACCCAGGCCCACGGGGAGAGUCAACAUCACUGGAACACUUGAGAAGGCUUAUUCAAGAGGAGCUAUCAAAACAGUUAGAUGUCAAAAUGGCAUACCUCAUGGCCCAGAUCCAGCCAGCCCACAUCAAAAGCACAGCAGGUCGCCCAGGACCCCCUGGCCCUGCAGGCAAAGAUGGAGGUCAAGGACGACCAGGCCCUCCUGGGGAGCCGGGUAUGCCAGGCCAGCCAGGGGGAGAUGGGAUUAGAGGGCCAAUGGGCCAGAAAGGUGAAAGAGGAUCUAAAGGCGAAAGAGGUGAAACUGGUGUGGGACAGAGAGGAGAGCUUGGUCCACCUGGUCCUGCAGGUGCCACAGGGACACCCGGUUAUGGAAAGGACGGCAUGCCCGGGACGCCGGGCGUUCAGGGAGAGCCAGGAAACCCAGGUCCCCCGGGGCCAUCGGGCCCUUCGGGACCCACAGGACAGUGUGAUCCCUCUCAGUGCGCUUACUACGCCAGCCUGGCAUCAAGGCCCGUCAACGUCAAGGGGACUUAAAGCACAAAGACCUUGGACCGUGGCUAUUUAUGAACUUGGGUUUUCAGCAAACUAUGAACUGUUCGUUUUAGAAAAAAAAACAAACAAAAAAAACCCAGUAGCCUCUUUUUGGGGUUUUGCUGCCGGUCAGAAUUCAUUUGGGGUGCCGGGGAGGUGGUUGGGAAUGGGAGUUCUGAUUUUUAACUUUAUUGUCAGGAAUAAGCAAUGAGAGGCCACCAGCUUGGCUGCUCUGAACAGCAGCAGUAUUGUUCUUUAAAAAAAAAAACAAAGCUCUUAACUGUUUUUCGAAUGAUGUCUUCUAUCCUCAGUUCUUUUGUUACCUCACUUUUCACCCAGGAAUAGAUUAGCUUUUGAUACAAAGCCAAAUGAUCGUCAAAGAAGAUCUGCAGCAAGGGGUUUUGGCCAAUAAUUAUCCAAUGAAGGAUAAUCGUAGGUGGGUGAUAUGAGAUGAGUGGCUUUGGGGAAAAUAAGAGCUUGAGACAAAUUUAAAACAUAGUUUGUGAUUUUCACUCAAGAUCUUGAAAGAUCUUCCAAUUUGUGGUAAACUAUGUACGCUGAGCAGUUUUAAGCUAUGGGUAACGCAGUUAUAUAAAUUUAACAUUAUGGCCCAGGUAGAUGUAUGUAAAUUCCACACUUCCUUUUAUAAUGGCCAUCUGUGUGUUUCUUUUGCAAUAAUAAGUUUGUUUAUGCUUGCAUCUUCUGUCAAUUUGUUGCACCACAAGCAGGUUUAGUGGGAACACCAUGAGAAAUCUUAUGUUGUCGUAAAAGUAGUGGAAAAUGGGGGCAGGGAUGAAGAGGGGUGUCUGAGACGAAUCACUGAAUGCUUGCAGCUCAUCUACAUGGAGGGUAUUGGAUGAGACAUAGAAGACAUCAGCUUUUACCCCCCAUCCGAAUUCCCCCAAAAUCGUUCCAGACUUCUGAUAUACACCCAAGCUGUCUGGCUCAGUCCUGGCCUACAGCUUACCAGGGCCUCUAUUGUUUGUCCUGAUAAAACCCAUUAUAAAGUUGAGGGCAUGCUUAGGAGGAGAGGCACUAAACCUCAAAAAAGACCCUUCGAAAGCAUUAUUUCCAUCCUGGUCUGUUUUCUAUAGUUUAUUAACAUCCCCUUUGGGGACACACGAGGGAAGGUCUGGCUCAGGGCUGCUAUGAAUUGAAGACGUUGUUUUCCAAAUUGCUUGCUGCAUUACGGAAUGCACACAGCGUUCUGAUCCCCCUUAUUUGGACUGCCACCAAGGAAAUCAGUUUGAAGGAUCCGUUCUGUCCCUGUUGGACCAAUUAGAGCCUCCUCGAAAACUUGGAGGAAAUGGGUGAGUCUGCAGUAAAUGUAACUACAGCCUACGGUGGUGGUGGGGGUCAUUCAUAUUCUUUCAGGGGAAAAAUAUUAAUCAAAAAAAGAAUUUGUGUUGUAGUUUUGCUGUUAAUACCAAGGUUAGAAAUGUUUCAUAAAACCAGGAUGCUUUAUGUCUGAAUUUUAUAUUUCAGCUGGCUGGUAAAUCUCCAGUGUCAUUGGGGGCAUAAGCUCAUCUCUGGUCCUGAGCCAGGACACCACCGAGGAUCUCUCGAACACACACACACACUCCCGCUGGGCCAAAAGCCCAUUUACCACCUGUAAUGUGGCUACUUUUGAAGGUCACCUAGAGCAGUUUUCCGUUGCGGAUUAUUACACAGAGAACCAAGGGGCAAAGGAACAGCAAGCAAAUCCUGGUGUGAUAUCACAGAGGUUUAACAGAGUUUUCUUCAGUUGUUACCAGUUGACAAUGUCUUCAACAGAGACGUAUAUGGCAAUGUCUCCCUCCAGCCCCCCCCCCACCCCCCAUAGCCAGUCCCAUGACUGAAUGAAUUUCUGCUCACUACUUUAACUGUAUUUCUUCCAAUCAGCUUUUUCCUUUUUUUUUUGGUAGUUGGGAAGGGGGGAGGUGGGGGGGGGGGCAGGAUUAUUUCCUAAAAUGCGUUACUUAUUGUUUAUCAGUGUUGAUUGUUUGCCUCCCUGUGCCAAAGACUCACUUUUUAGCCACUGCAAUUAAAUUUUAUUUUUAUUCUGUCUUUAUAUGAUUUUUUCUUGCCUUAGGAUAGCAUCGGCCUUGUUAUUUGAGUGUGUCGGAAUCAGAUUUACUCCCAGCAAGAGUGUGCCAGCUUUAAAAUGAACUCCCCACACCAAAUUUAAUUACUUCAAAAAUAGCUCAUAUUAUAUAAAAAGGUUUGCUGGCUUCUAGUUUGUGUGAGUGUGUCCUCCAAGAUAUCGAAGUUGUUUGAUUUAUUUUAUUCAUUUUUUUAUGGGCUGUACAUUAGUGAAAAGGAGAUGUAGUGACUUUGACAAGCUGAAAGAUUAAUUCCAAAAAGGCACGAAGCAGCAUACAAAUUUCAAAAAUGACAAAAACAGUUUACCUGAUCCCUGGAAUCAAUUUCACUUUCACAGCUCUACUUGAUCAAUGGUGAAAAAAACAAUCAAUGGUGCUAUAUUUUUAAAACAUGUUUGGCUUUAUUAAUUUUCAAUUACCUGUAUUACAUUUCUAUUCAUAUUUUUAGCUUGUUUUGAAUAUGGAUUUUUUUUUUGUUAAAUUAUUUUAAGUAGCAACCUGCUAUUUCAAAGUUGUAGGCUUGACUGAUGCAACCUGUACUUGUGUAUAAUGAUAAAAUGGUGCUAAAUCUAUAAUUGAUAUUCUGUUAAAUUGAAUAAAUGAAAAGGCAUUUAUGUUGUAAUAAAGACUGGAACAGGUCCAUUUUAUAGAACAAGGCUUUUUUAAAUGAAUAUGCCUAAACACGUGUGCCUUGUGCCCUCUUAGUACUUACUACUGUGAUACAUAUUUUGCCAGACAAUGCUCCUAAAUGAAAAUAAAAAUAGUCAAGGAACCAAGUGCAAAGCAAAGCAGGGAUUCAUUUCUGCAGUUGGAAAUUUCAUUAUUUGUCCCAUGUUAAAUAAUGCAAGAUAAUUGCUUACAGUCGGUCGGAACAAACCUUAAUUUAGGCCAAUCCCCUCAGUGAAGGUAUUGAUCGCAGUCAGGUCACUUCAUUUCUUUGCUGAGCAUUGCAAUUAUGUAAAAUAGAGAAGCAUGCCAACAUGUGUGUUUCCAACACAGAAACCUUCAAUGUUCACCAAACCUGUUGAGCUUGUAUCAUAGUCUGCGACAAAAUUGUCCAAGGUAAGCUUGUCAUGGGUUUAAAUCCAUACAAAAUAUUCUGCAGUUCCUCACCAUGUUUUAUCUUAGAUUGAGAUCCCUGUACCUUUGUUCCCUGAACUCGGAUGCAAGAGGCAAGCCUCUAAUCUAUUAUUUAAUGAAGAUUAAAAUAGAUCUCCAACAAGACAUAUUCAAAAGCAUGCGUAGUACAACAGAGGUGCCCCUGAGAGGAUGAAUGUGUUCAAUUUCUCCAGCCCGCAACAGCCAAUAAAGGUCAUGUUUACACAGCAAAUGAAUCAGAAAGAGUAAAGUCUGUUAUGUUUACUUUCACCAUGGUAACUAGGCAACAAUCUGGAUACCCCACAAAGGCUUAUGUUCUGCCAUGGGUCAAAUGGGGAAAAAAAUGGAAACAU
Anguilla rostrata (American eel) is the source of this 8722-nucleotide messenger RNA. It is a transcript of the gene col22a1, whose product is annotated as collagen, type XXII, alpha 1. The transcript is spliced from 65 exons. The coding region runs from base 337 to 5193 and encodes 1618 amino acids. Gene Ontology annotation, molecular function: extracellular matrix structural constituent conferring tensile strength. Lineage: Eukaryota; Metazoa; Chordata; Actinopteri; Anguilliformes; Anguillidae. Gene Ontology annotation, biological process: extracellular matrix organization. The record is from RefSeq and is a predicted model, not a curated record.